AUGUUUUGUCUGACUUUAGAAUACGGUUUUGACGACGAUGUUAACGGUGACAUUUGCGAUCCCGAAGGCUUCCUAGUCGCCCCACUCCGAUCUAUCCAGCAAGCCGUGUUAGCAAACAAUCCUCAGUAUUUCUUCUUGCGUGCACCGGACUUUGUCUCCCCCGUGGACCAACAGCACUCUUUGAGCGACCUAGAUCCCAUGGGCGCUCAGCUGUCUGAAGACAUCUCCAGGCUGCAUGACCGUGUUGCCUGGAUGGCCAAAACGAUAAGAGACAAUUUGCGCCGACUGGAUUUAGACUUGUCCUCCGCUGCGCGGCCUAGUCGACACCGUCCCACUCUGGACAAACCGUUGUUGCGAAUCGUCUUCAGUGGAUGCGUUACCACCAGUGCGUUUAUUCCCUCCAACGGAACGGAACUCUAUGUGUCUCAGGGAGAACACGUGCCAGUCGAAAACUCAUCACGUCCUGGAACACUGCCGCCGAACUAUUUGCUGGAACGGGAUAAAUCAGGACCAUCCAGCUGGCACCACGAGGAUGUUGUUCGGCCAAUCAGUUCCUCUGCGAACACUGCCGGGGAAGUGCUCCAAAACUUCGGUGGAAGCUGCAG
Messenger RNA from Dicrocoelium dendriticum, 605 nucleotides. The record is from the annotation of a GenBank genome assembly. Lineage: Eukaryota; Metazoa; Platyhelminthes; Trematoda; Plagiorchiida; Dicrocoeliidae.